Molecule: messenger RNA, 189 nt
Organism: Enterobius vermicularis (human pinworm)
Lineage: Eukaryota; Metazoa; Nematoda; Chromadorea; Rhabditida; Oxyuridae
Source: the annotation of a GenBank genome assembly
GUUGUUGUUGUUGCUGUUCAAUGGGAUGGACGGCAAUCAAAUUUGAUGUGGCUGUAUAAUGAUGAUGAUGAUGAUGAUGAUGACAAAGACGACGUCGAUGACGAUGAAGAUGAUGAUGAUAAUACAAAUGUUUUGUGGGUGAUGAUGUUACCAACCUAUUCUGUCCGUCAGUUUAAAAUAUGUACUUAA